Auanema sp. JU1783 is the source of this 309-nucleotide messenger RNA. NCBI's taxonomy places the organism in Eukaryota, Metazoa, Nematoda, Chromadorea, Rhabditida, Rhabditidae. The record is from the annotation of a GenBank genome assembly.
AUGUUGUUAUGGUUAACGACAAUCAGCAGUUUGAUUGUCGCGACGACAGUUGAAGCUCAGUUGUGUAAGUCGACAACUAACGAUGCUUUAACGGAGGCAUCGACCAUUUUGUUCGAUUGGGGUACAACGGGAUUGACUGACGAAACUUCAACUCCAUUUGAUUCAACAACCACUGCGUUAGAUUCAACAACUCAUUUAACAACAUUCGAUACGACUACAUCCAUCGAAACAACCACAGAUCCACCUACAACAACUAAGCAGGUUCAUCUACUACCGAGCAAGUUACAACUUCGAAUCCAAGUACGUUGA